This is a messenger RNA of Triticum dicoccoides, 642 nucleotides long. RefSeq lists its product as uncharacterized. Gene Ontology annotation, molecular function: nucleic acid binding; zinc ion binding. The record is from RefSeq and is a predicted model, not a curated record. Bases 1 to 642 code for a protein of 213 amino acids. The transcript has a single exon. Lineage: Eukaryota; Viridiplantae; Streptophyta; Magnoliopsida; Poales; Poaceae.
AUGUAUGGUCCUAGCUAUGGAGGACCUCACGCUCUCAAGGCAAAGGCUAAAGUGAAGGAAUCUUCAUCUAAAGAAGAACAAGAAGCAUCAGAAUGCAAUACUGAUGAUGUUGAGAAAAUUGGUAGAGAGAUGGCUAUUCUUGUGAGGAAGUUCCAGAAGUUCUCCAAAAGAAACCACUUUGGAAAGUCUUCAAAGUACGAUCCUAAGAACGCUGAAGCUUCUGCUCGAGACUAUGACAAAAUAACUUGCCACAAAUGCAAGAAGCCAGACCAUUACGUCGCUGAUUGCCCCCUCUGCAAAAAGGGCUCAAAGAAGAAAAAGUAUAGCAAGGAUGACGAUUCUGAUGACAAAAAGAAGAAGUCGUCUAAGUCUUCAUCAAAGUCCUCAUCAAAGAAGAAAAGAACCUCCAGCAGAGCUCCCACUUUCAUUGGGAAGGAAAUGGAUUCUGAGGAAGCCGAGGGAUCUGACUCUGGGGUUGCAAGUUUGGCUCUCGCGAUCGAGUUCAUCAGCAAGUCCAUCUUCGACCAUGAAGAAAAAGGUGACUCCACCAAUUCCGAAGAUUGUGCUGAUGGCAAUGCUCCCACCUAUUGCUUCAUGACAAGAGGUGCCAAAGUAAAUUCACGUGAAGCCUACCUCAAGUGA